UUUUCUACAAUUAUAGUUUUUAUAAAGAAAGAUUUUGACGGGAAAAGUUUGAGCUGCCAUUGCAACUACUACAGCUUUUGUGUUUAUUAAGCGUAAGACGACAUGCAUCCUGGUGAAAUUGAAGUCAACGAAAUAACUGGCUACUGGUCAUUUUUAUUGAGCAUAGACUGGAAGGAUCCAUGGCUAAUUGGUUUAAUCCUAUUGCAUGUAGCUACCACGAGUACGGCGCUACUUACACGCAAUAAUACAAACUUUCAGGUUUUCCUUUUCUUGUUUCUAUUGCUGGUUGUAUACUUCUCCGAAAGUAUUAAUGAAUACGCAGCAAACAAUUGGCGGACAUUCUCCAAGCAGCAGUAUUUCGAUAGCAAUGGACUGUUUAUUUCAACAGUUUUUUCCAUUCCCAUACUGUUGAACUGCAUGUUACUCAUUGGCACUUGGCUUUACAACUCGACGCAAAUGAUGGCCACGUUGAAGACAGCCCAGCUGAAGGAACGUGCGCGACAACAGCGAAAGAGUGCCGCUGAGACAGCGAAAAGUGAGGGUAAAGACAAGAGCGAAUAGAGUUAGUCCCAGGGGAAAGCAGUCAAGUCAUAAGGUGUCUAAUUAUUGUGUCCUGUGUGCCACUAAAUGUUAUCCUAAGUCCCUAAUUGUAACAAUAAAAGCAAAGCACGU
This is a messenger RNA of Drosophila busckii, 672 nucleotides long. RefSeq names its product transmembrane protein 18 (gene Tmem18). Lineage: Eukaryota; Metazoa; Arthropoda; Insecta; Diptera; Drosophilidae. Bases 103 to 561 code for a protein of 152 amino acids. Gene Ontology annotation, cellular component: nuclear membrane. The record is from RefSeq and is a predicted model, not a curated record. The transcript is spliced from 5 exons.